Sporothrix brasiliensis 5110 is the source of this 594-nucleotide messenger RNA. RefSeq lists its product as uncharacterized. NCBI's taxonomy places the organism in Eukaryota, Fungi, Ascomycota, Sordariomycetes, Ophiostomatales, Ophiostomataceae. The transcript has 3 exons. Bases 1 to 594 code for a protein of 197 amino acids. Gene Ontology annotation, biological process: sphingoid catabolic process. The record is from RefSeq and is a predicted model, not a curated record. Gene Ontology annotation, cellular component: endoplasmic reticulum.
AUGUCUCUCGACCUGGAAAAGCACCUCGUCUUUUAUGGCACCUACCAUCAUAACAAAACCAAUGUCGUCGUCCACAUGAUCUGUGUGCCAUUGAUUCUUUUUACUGGCUUCUGGAUGGCCUCCAAUUCCCCCACACUCAUUCCCCUACCGUCCUGGCUGACGGUUCCGAACUUGCCCCUCAACCUCGGCACGCUCGCCGCCAUCACCUGGGGUUCUCUCUAUGUUCUGUUAGAACCCGUCGCCGGCACGGCCCUCGCGCUUCUCUGCCUCGGCGGCGCGGCCGCCGGCAACUACGCCCUCUCUCACUUUGACGCCCACGCCAUCAUGACCUACGCGGCAGCUACACACAUCGCUUCAUGGAUCUUGCAGUUUAUCGGCCACGCGAAGUUUGAGCGCCAGGCGCCCGCGCUACUGGACAACCUGUUCCAGGCCAUCUUUCUGGCACCGCUGUUUGUGUGGCUGGAGCUGCUGUUUGCCUUUGGCUAUCGGCAGGAGCUGCAGGGCCGCGUGGAGCGCGAGGUGCAAAAGGAGAUUGCUAAGUUCCAGGCGAGCAAGGCUGUGGCCAAAGAUCACAAGAACGGCAAGGUCCAGUAA